AUUUCCUAAUUUGAAUGAAGCAUAAAAUGUUACAAGAAAUAGUGUUUUUUUUCGAAUGUCUUACAUAUCCGCUUCUUUUAAAUGCAGUGCAGGUUUUCUAUUGUGAUCAUACCGUUGCGCAUUGCGAAGCGAAAUCGUACCGAACACUACAGUAUUAAUCCAGAUUAAAGAGUCAAUCAUUUAUUACAAUAUAUAUCGUAAUGUUUUUUAUGACAUUUAAAAGUUUACUUAAUUACGUGUCAUCAAAGAAUGUAUUUUUAUAAAACGACUAGUUGGUUAUUCGGAAGAUCUAGAAUUUGUGUAGCAGCUGAUGUGUAAAGAUGGCCAAGCUUAAUACAAACAAACAGUGACCAACGAUAUAUUAAUUUGAUAGCCUUCCCUGUAUGUAACAAGUAACUGCUAAGAAAGAUUGUUGCUAUCAGAAAUGGCAUAUGAUCCACGUAAUGUAAAAUAUUCAUCGGAGAUGCAUAGCCAUCAACAUGACCAGCCUAACAUGACCGGAUAUACAUAUUCUGGGCACUCUGCACAACAUGUUCAACAAACAGAUGAAAAUAGAAACGAGAACAAUUAUGGAAAUAAAGAAACUUGCACGCAAAUAUCUCAUCAGUCCUCUGGUACACAGACUAUUCAAAAAGUAGAUGCAGCAACCAUGACUGAUCCUCUUCAAAUAGACUUUAGACUUACCUCAGAGUAUUUAGCACGAUGUUCUAGUACAUUGGGGUUACCUUAUGUAUCCAAGUACGAAGAAAAUAUUACUAAUUCAACUCACAAGUAUCAAGAGAUUCGGCCUAAGAUUGAAUUUGAGGUUGAACCGCAACAUAUCAAUGGAUUGUUAAUUUAUCAGUGCCCAGAAUGUGCGUACAGAUUUGAAGAUCAAGAAGCGUUACACGAACAUGUCGAGGAUCACAGGCAACGGCCUCACAUCUGUGAUAUUUGUGGUGCGAGUUUAAAACGGAAAGAACAUUUAGAUCGUCACAAACAGGGACACAAUAAGAACAGACCUUAUCAGUGUAACAUGUGUUGUAAAGCAUUUAAACGAAACGAACAUCUCGCUCGUCAUAUGAUUAUUCAUUCAGGUAGCAAAAAUCAAGUUUGUACAGAAUGUGGGAAAGCAUUUUAUAGGAAAGAUCACUUAAAGAAACAUUUGCAAAGUCACAACAGUAGUAGAAGUAAAAUUCAGAGCAGUUCACAGAGCACCAGUCAGAAUAACGGUGAAGAAGGAUUGAGUAAUUUUGCGAUGAUAAUGAGGCAAACCGGACCACCUCCGUUUUCUAUUUUGCGAACUUAAUAUAAUUUUACUUUAAUCGUAAAGCAAAGUUGUUUUAUAAUUUAGACAAUUUAAGCGAUCGAUGCAGCGAGCGUUAUUGAAAAACACUUUCACGAUUAUAAAUAGAGUAGUUGUUAACAGUUCUAAAUUUCCUAGUUAUCUAUUAUUAAUCUAAAGAUACUACUUUCAGAUAUAUUCAAAGAUCGGCCCUAAAAUAUUUCCGUACAUUCUGUUUUUUUUUUUUUU
This is a messenger RNA of Osmia lignaria (orchard mason bee), 1513 nucleotides long. RefSeq lists its product as uncharacterized. Gene Ontology annotation, molecular function: DNA-binding transcription factor activity, RNA polymerase II-specific. The record is from RefSeq and is a predicted model, not a curated record. NCBI's taxonomy places the organism in Eukaryota, Metazoa, Arthropoda, Insecta, Hymenoptera, Megachilidae. Gene Ontology annotation, biological process: regulation of transcription by RNA polymerase II. Gene Ontology annotation, cellular component: nucleus.